Cyclopterus lumpus (lumpfish) is the source of this 3251-nucleotide messenger RNA. It is a transcript of the gene fam49al, whose product is annotated as family with sequence similarity 49 member A, like. Lineage: Eukaryota; Metazoa; Chordata; Actinopteri; Perciformes; Cyclopteridae. The coding region runs from base 436 to 1410 and encodes 324 amino acids. The transcript has 11 exons. Gene Ontology annotation, molecular function: small GTPase binding. Gene Ontology annotation, biological process: regulation of actin filament polymerization. The record is from RefSeq and is a predicted model, not a curated record.
CAGACACACAACAGGGUCGAUACAGCCGGGGGGGGAGGGGAGUAAUAAAUGCAAACAACAUUGAAACACAUCUUAUUCUCUUAAUACCAACAAACUCACCCAGCAGUGUAUCUUCUUGAAAAAAGGAAGAAAAAUGAAAAAAAAGAGAGAGAGAGAGAGAGACACAGAAUCGAAUAGAGAAAACCACAGGCCUUUAAAUAGAUGGCAGAAAAAGAGAAGUGUGAAUUGGACGGAGAUGCGCAGAAGAAGAAAGAAAGAAGCGAGAGCAGAAGCGAGAGCAGAAGUUUACGCCGGGCUCUACGAAGAGCAGAGGGGGCAGUCGUCGGGGAACAUAACGCGGGAUUUAACAACGGCAACGACUUCACGAGGCAGGGAGGACGAAGCUGAAGAGAUCAACGAAGAGGUAUAUCACGGCGUAGGAAGAGAGGGGGGCUCAUGGGAAACCUCCUGAAAGUGCUGGCUUGCGCCGAACUUGAGCAUGGCCCAAUAGUUUUCCUUGACUUUGAACAUGCUCAACCCACGGAGGCGGAGACGGCCGUGUGGAACCAGGUCAGCGCGGUGCUGGAGGAGGCUCACGGGAUCCUGGCCGAGCUGCAGUCCUACAACGGAGCGGGCCAGGAGAUACGAGAAGCCAUCCAGAACCCAGGCGACCUCGCUCUGCAGGAGAAGGCCUGGAACGCAGUCUGCCCCCUGGUGGCCAAACUGAAGCGCUUCUACGAGUUCUCCCUCCGACUGGAGAACGCCUUGCGCAGCCUGCUGGAGGCGCUGACCAGCCCGCCGUACGCUCCCAUGCAGCACCUGGAGAGAGAGCAGGCGCUGGCCAAGCAGUUCGCUGAGAUCCUUCAUUUCACCCUCAGCUUCGAUGAACUAAAGAUGACAAAUCCAGCCAUUCAGAAUGACUUCAGCUACUACAGGAGGACUAUAAGUAGGAACAGGCUGAACAACCAGCAGCUGGAAGCGGAGAACGAGGUCAACAACGAGAUGGCCAAUCGGAUGUCCCUGUUCUACGCCGAGGCCACGCCGAUGCUGAAGACGCUGAGCAACGCCACCACCAAGUUCGUUUCAGAGAACAAGACCUUGCCCAUCGAGGACACCACGGACUGCCUGAGCACCAUGGCCUGUGUGUGCCGCGUCAUGCUGGAGACUCCGGAGUACCGCUGCCGGUUCACCAACACGGACACCAUGCUGUUCUGCAUGAGGGUGAUGGUGGGGGUCAUCAUCCUCUACGACCACGUGCACCCCGUCGGGGCCUUUGCCAAGACCUCCAAAAUCGACAUGAAGGGCUGCAUCAAGGUGCUGAAAGAGCAGCCGUCCAACAGCGUGGAGGGACUCCUGAAUGCACUGAGGUACACGACACGACAUCUAAACGAUGACAGCACCUCCAAACAAAUCAGGGCCCUGCUGCAAUGAGGAGGAGGACCGAGGGAGGAGAGGAGAAGUGCACUUGAAGGAGGAGAACGAAGAAGAAGAAGAAGAAGAAGAAGAAGAAGAAGAGGAGGAAACAAACGCCAGCGGCCGAUAAACCCGUUUGUUUACAACGAACAAAAAGGAAAUCAUCUCCAGGCUUAGAGAAACCUGAUGAUAUUAAGAAGAGGAAAAAAAUUAUUAUAUAUAUUGUCAGCUGUCCAUCAUUCUGUCUCUCAUUUUGUAAAGUAUAGAAAAAAAGAAGAAGAAGAAGAAGAAAAAAGCCAGAAAAGAAAAUAUAGAUAUAUAUUAAAAACGAGUGAAUCACGUGCAGCAGAUGAAAAAAGAAAGUAGGAUUAAAGAGGACGCUAUAUUGCAACAAAAAAAAAUUUAAGGUCAGAACCGAAGCAAAAAAAAAUAAAAAUACAAAAAAAUAAAUAAAAUAAAAAGGGUUCAUGUUCCAGCAGUAGUCUGACAAGUAUUUUUGCACACAAACAACGCCACCUCCAUCCCCCUCAGAUCUGACCCCUGACCUCCCCGUGACCCCCUCCGUCCAACCGCAGUAGGCUUUAAGCCCUCGAGGUCCGUCUGCUGCCCUGAUCUCUGCCUUACAGGUUCAUCGGCGAAGCAAUGUGAUGGAUGCACUCCGGAAAUUUGCUCCCGUGCCUGUUUUGUUUAUGUUCUGCAUCGGUGCAGCUGAAGGAAAGGAGGCGAGGAGGCUUUUUAGGAGGCCUCUGUUUUUUGGUUUUUUUGCCCUGAAUUCUCCCCCCCCCCCCCCCCCCUUAUUCUCACCCAUACAGGCACACAAAAAAAAAUGCUGUGUGCCCUUAAGCUUAAUAAGUUACAGCACAACACAUCAUGUAGUCCGGCUUUACUUGAACAAUGUCGCUCUCUCUCUCUCUCUCUCUCUCUCUCUCUCUCUUGGUGCUAAUGUGGUCGAGACAUCGCAGAGUAUACAAGCUUGUAAGACCUCAGUGAAUUCAUCCCUUUUUCUUUAUUGCACUAAUAUGAUUGAAUAUCAAAUUCAGAGAACAUCUUGCUUCUUUUUUUUUGUUGCCGUCCACAUUAGUGCACAAACGGGGGGGGGGGAUUAAUCAGAUUUAUUACAAACCACGGCACUCUUUUAACUUUCUUCACCCAUGUGCCAAAGCCGAUUGUCGUUUUGCUUUUUUCUUCCAUCGUGGAGCCAGGCUCGAGGAGGGGGGGGGGGGGGUCAGGAGGUCGUGGGGUCGGGGGGUUACAUCUUCUAGUCCUGUAGAAACAUCACUGAUGGUCAUUUUUAAGUCAGAGGACAACGUUGAAAUGACAGAAGGCGGUCACAUUUACAUUUUAGGGGAGAGAUCUGAGCGCAUCCGGUGUAAAUAUGGGAGUCUUUUUCUCAACAGGCAUCUCCAUGUGGUCCUCUUGGGUCCUCGAUGGACACACAUGGACAUCUGCAUCGCUGGGGUUCUUUCUUUUAGUGCCGAGGUCGUCAGAGAAAUAAGAAAUAAAAAAAAAAAUUUAAAAACGGAGAUUUAAAAAAGGAAGUGCUGUACUUUGGACGUCUAUAGCCCUUAAAGUCUAAUUUAAUUUGAUCUUAUAAUAUAUUUUCUAUACAGAGGUAUGUGAACGAGCAUAUUCUGUAUAAAUAUAUAGAUGGCAUGUUGUAAAAGUUCUGACAAGAAAUGUGUAAAUAAGGUGUUUUUAUUCAUUUUUAAUUGUUCAGUGACGCUGAAAUUGGGUAUGUGUUGUCUCUCAGAAUCACCAUGCGUUUUGGGCUUGGACCAUCGGACUUGCCGUAGUCAUAGGUUUCGGAAAUUCAGCUUCAUUACUGCAGAUGAACCGGAGGGAGGGGAGGGACGCUGAGG